AUGCCCAAGAUUUUGAUGGAAGAUAAUCAUAAGCCGGUGGUUCAACUACAACGAAGACUUAAUCCAACCAUGAAAGAGGUUGUUCGCAAAGAGGUUGUAAAGUUAUUGGAUGCGGGGCUGAUUUACCCCACACCUUUUCUUUUUGACAAAAAGUGCAGUGAAGCUUUAGAAAUCUUGAAGAGUAAGUUGGUGUCUUCUCCUAUAGUGAUUUCUCCUGAUUGGUCUCUCCCUUUUGAGAUCAUGUGUGAUGCAAGUGAUACUGCAGUAGAGGCAGUGCUAGGACAAAGAAAGGAAAAUCUCUUGCAUGUGAUUUAUUAUGCAAGUCAUGUGUUGAAUCAUGCCCAAAUGAAUUAUGCAACCACUGAAAAAGAGUUGUUAGUGGUUGUGCAUUCUUUUGACAAAUUUAGGUCUUACCUGUUAGGAUCGAAGAUGUCCCCGAUAGAAGAAAUAGAGGAGAAAUACCCUAUCAAGGAUGAGUUCGUCGAUGAACGAAUCCUAGCUGUUGCUGGUGUUCCAUGGUGUGUUUUGGAGGAAGAACAGAGAGACACCCUCAAAGCAUGUCAUGACUCAGAAUAUGGAGGACACUUUAGUGGCGAUAGAACAGUAGCAAAAGUCCUCCAGUCUGGGUUCUACUGGCCUAAAUUGUUCAAUGAUGCUCAAAUCAUAGUGAAGGAAUGUGACAAAUGUCAGAGGAUGGGUAAUAUCUCGAAGAGAAAUCAGAUGUCUCAAAAUGCUAUGUUGGAGGUAGAUUUGUUUGAUGUGUGGGGAAUAGACUUCAUGAGACCAUUUCCACCUUCAUUUGGAAAGAAUUACAUUUUGGUCGUUGUUGAUUAUAUGUCCAAGUGGGUAGAAGCUGUAGCAUUUCCCACAAAUGAUGCUAAAGUGGUUGUCAAUUUCCUCAAAAACUAA
Molecule: messenger RNA, 909 nt
Organism: Lathyrus oleraceus (garden pea)
Lineage: Eukaryota; Viridiplantae; Streptophyta; Magnoliopsida; Fabales; Fabaceae
Exons: 3
Coding region: 1-909 (302 amino acids)
Molecular function (GO): nucleic acid binding
Source: RefSeq, a predicted model, not a curated record